AUGGUUUUCGAAUAUAUUGAUGACUGUUGCACCUCAUGGUCCGGCUCGAGCUACGAGUUCACCACAGUCAACGGUCUUCACUCUUUUGGCCGCGCCUGUGCCUCUCGUUUCUAUCCGCUCGCCUAUCUCAUUGUCCCCCUACCCUAUCAAAGCAUGAGACUUGUGGCGUUCGCCUUGGCAGCGGCUCCGCUAACCGCAAUGGGUGCCAAACCGAGCACAUGCUACUGUAUGCCUGGCGACACCUGCUGGCCAUCUUCCACAACUUGGUCGCAAUUCAACUCUACUGUAGGCGGGCGCCUCAUCGCGACCGUCCCCAUAGGCUCACCCUGCCAUGACCCUAACUAUGACGCCGCCGCUUGUGCGGCUUUGCAGGAAGAAUGGACGCUUCCAACGCCACAUCUUGAAUCCUCCUCUUCGUUGAUGCAGACAUACUUUGCCAACCAGAGUUGCGACCCCUUUACCGCUCAGGACAAGCCUUGCGUGCUUGGCAACUAUGUCAGCUACGCAGUCGACGUCGCGUCCACUGCCGAUGUGGCUGCUACGGUCAACUUCGCCAAGAAGAACAACAUCCGUCUUGUGAUUCGCAACACUGGUCAUGACUUCUUCGGCCGUUCCACUGGUGCUGGUUCCUUGGCUGUCUGGACACACAACCUCGACUCUGUCGAGGUGACUUCUUGGUCUGAUUCUGCCUACUCUGGUGCGGCCAUGAAAUUCGGUGCUGGUGUACUUGGCUACAAGGCUACCCAAGCUGCCCAUGAGGCAGGUCUCGUUGUCGUGGGGGGAGAGUGUCCUACUGUUGGUAUUGCUGGUGGCUUCACCCAGGGCGGUGGCCAUUCCGUCUUGUCGACCGAGUUUGGACUUGCUGCCGACCAGACCCUUGAAUUUGAGGUGGUCACCGCCGCCGGCACAGUUGUAACCGCUUCCCGCAAGGUGAACUCUGAUCUCUACUGGGCUCUGUCUGGUGGCGGCCCUGGCACCUUCGGCGUUGUCACGUCUUUAACGGUUCGGGCGUUUCCUGAGACGACCAUUGGCGGAGCAACGCUCGCCCUAUCUGCGGCGUACACCACUCAAGACCUUUUCAACGAGGCUGUCACAGCCUUCCACGCCAUGCUGCCCAACAUGACAGACCUUGGAGCUAGUGUUGCAUAUCUACUCACGAACCAAGUCCUGCAGCUCAACCCGGUGACCGUUUAUAACUCCACUGGCGACUAUGUCAAGAACACCGUUCUUGCGCCUUUCAUUGCCAAGUUGGCCGAGCUUGGUGUGCCCUCAUCCAGCAGCUUCACUUCGCUCUCUUACAACGACCAUUACGAGAAAUAUAUGGGACCCCUUCCUAACGGCCAUCUCGCGGUCAAUUCGUACCAGUUUGGUUCCCGCCUGAUCCCCCGCAGCGUGGUUGAGACCAACAAUGAGGGUUUCAAUGCCGUGGUUCAGAACCUGACGGCGCAUGGUGUCAUCGCCGGUGUCACAGCUGCCAGCUAUGCCAACGUGCAGCAGGCGUCAAACUCUGUGCACCCAGCUUGGCGGUCUUCUAUCAUGCAGUUGCAGAUAAUAACCCUCUGGGACAAUUCUCCCGACGCGUGGAGCAAAAAUCUGGCUGCGCAAAAGCAGAUGACAAACGAGUUUGUGCCCCAGGUGAUGGCGAUCACCCCGGGGAGUGGAACGUAUAUCAAUGAGGCCGACUUCAACCAGCCCAAUUGGAAGGAAGACUUCUUCGGGCCAAACUACAACCGGUUAUUGGCUAUCAAGAACAAGUGGGAUCCCACGGGAGUUUUCUAUAUUUUGAAAGGCAUUGGUAGCGAUGCUUGGACUGUGGCUGCUGAUGGGAGGAUGUGCCGAGCUUAA
Molecule: messenger RNA, 1845 nt
Organism: Neoarthrinium moseri
Lineage: Eukaryota; Fungi; Ascomycota; Sordariomycetes; Amphisphaeriales; Apiosporaceae
Exons: 4
Coding region: 1-1845 (614 amino acids)
Molecular function (GO): FAD binding; oxidoreductase activity
Source: RefSeq, a predicted model, not a curated record